This is a messenger RNA of Penicillium argentinense, 2163 nucleotides long. RefSeq names its product J domain-containing protein. The transcript has 5 exons. The record is from RefSeq and is a predicted model, not a curated record. Gene Ontology annotation, cellular component: Sec62/Sec63 complex. Gene Ontology annotation, biological process: SRP-dependent cotranslational protein targeting to membrane; post-translational protein targeting to endoplasmic reticulum membrane. Lineage: Eukaryota; Fungi; Ascomycota; Eurotiomycetes; Eurotiales; Aspergillaceae. Gene Ontology annotation, molecular function: RNA binding; transmembrane protein transporter activity. Bases 1 to 2163 code for a protein of 720 amino acids.
AUGUCAUCAGAUUACACCUAUGAUGAACAGGGACAAUUUUUUCCCUUUUUCAUCCUGACCUUGAGCGGCCUGGUCACUCUCCCUCUUACCUACAACCUCCUCCGUCCAAGCAAAGGUGAGUUCUGGGAAUCAAUUAUUUCCGCUUUCAACCGACGCGCUCUGACUAAAAUUUACCGUCUGCAAGAUCUUGAAAACACCGCUCCUCGCAUCAAGUCGAACUUUAAACCACAACAUGCCGACCUGGUCGAGGCGCAGAAGCGCAAGCGUCUGCGCAAGGAGCGCAGAAUUAAGCGCAUCAUUACCGUCAUUCUCGGAUACCUUGUGAUGGCGUGGAUGAUUUACUUGAUUCUUGUGACCGCCAGGACAACCGCGAAGGUGUACGAUCCAUACGAUGUUUUGGGCAUCUCACGGAGCGCCGACGAGAAAGCUAUUUCUCGCCACUAUAAGCGUCUCUCUCUGAUCUACCACCCCGAUAAAAUCCGCCCUGACCCCGCCAAGAAUGAGACCAUGGAAUCGCUGAACGAGCGCUUUGUUGAGCUCACCAAGGCUUACAAGGCUCUCACUGACGAGGAAAUCCGCAACAACUACCUUCAAUAUGGCCAUCCCGACGGCAAGCAGAGCUUCAGCAUUGGUAUUGCCCUUCCCAAGCUCAUUGUGAUGGAGGGCAAUGGCAAGUAUGUCUUGCUAGUCUAUGGCGCUCUUCUCGGCGUUCUCCUGCCUUACAUCGUUGGAAAGUGGUGGUACGGCUCGCAGCGAUACACCAAGGAGCGUGUUCUUGUCGCCAGUGCCGGAAACAUCUUCCGCGAGUACAAGGACGACAUCACGGAUGGUGGCAUUGUGAACGCUUUGUCUUCUGGUGAGGAGUUCAAGGAUAUGCUGAAGGGCGCCCAAGCUGAAGCCGGUUUGGCCAAGCUGGAAAAGAAGGUUUUGUCUGAAAAUUCUUCUUUUUUGUCCACCAAGGACCGUGAGAAUCUCAAGAAACUGGAUAACUCGACACGCCGAAAGACUUUGGCUCUGUUGUGGGCCUAUCUUGGUAGAAUAGACCUGGAUGAUACUUCUCUGAAUUCUGAAAAGUAUGAAGCGGCUCCUAUCGCUCUUGCUUUGGAUGAAGCCUUCACCGCGAUUUCUUUGGCUUUCGGCAAUCUUCGACCUAUUCUUGGUUCUUUCCAAACUUCUCAGAACUUGAUCCAGGCUGUGCCUCCAGGCUCAUCGCCACUUUUGCAGCUCCCCAACUUCACAGAUGCUGUCGUUAAAUCUGUGGAAGGGGAGAAUGCCAAGAACCACAUCAAUGUCCAGAAUUUCAUGAAGAUUCCCGAUGCUGAACGCCGCAAACUCGUUGUUGGCGCUGGUCUCCUGUCUGAGAAGCAGUAUACCGAUGCCAUCUCGGUUGCACAACAACUGCCCGUUCUGGAAGUCUCCAAGGCGUUCUUUAAGGUUAUGGGAGAGAAGGUGAUCACACCCAGCAGUCUGGUACAACUGGUUGUGAAGGCUCGAUUCGUCCCGCCGGGCUGCACGAAUGUGCCGGCUGUCGACGAACUUGACCUCGAGGACAUUGAUCCGGAUGAGGAUGACUUGGAUGCACUUAUGGGCCGCAAGCCGGCCAAGAACCGCACCACCAAGCUUGUGGAUGGCAAGAAGGUUGAGAACAAGGUCGAGACCAUCCAACCGCCUCUGGCUCACGCCCCCUACUUUGCCCGGGACCACUCCCCCCGCUGGCACAUCUUCCUGGCCGAUGGCAAACAAGGCAAGAUGGCCGUUCCCCCCUUCACCUUUACUACUUUCGACAAACCAAUCAUCGACGAGGCCGGCAAGCCCACCUUCAACGUCCAGACACUGAAGAUGCAAUUCCAGGCCCCGCCACAGGUUGGUGACUUUAACUUUGUCAUGCACAUGGUUUGUGACAGCUAUAUGGGUCUCGAUGCCAAGAUGGACGUGACGCUGCAUAUUGAGGACCCCGCCAAGGCGGCUGCCUUGGAAGAAGAAGACGACAUUAGCGAACCGGAUGAGGACUCUAUUGCCGGUCAGAUGCACGCGCUGAAGACCGGCCAACCCCCGAAGAAGAAGACCAGGAAGGCUUCCGACGACUCCAGUGAUGAGAGUGACACCGACGGCGAUGCAGGCGAUACCAGCGACACCAACACGGAAACGGAGGAUGAGGAUUGA